Molecule: messenger RNA, 4779 nt
Organism: Candidozyma haemuli
Lineage: Eukaryota; Fungi; Ascomycota; Pichiomycetes; Serinales; Metschnikowiaceae
Gene: MMS22
Product: Mms22p
Exons: 1
Coding region: 1-4779 (1592 amino acids)
Biological process (GO): DNA repair; replication fork processing
Cellular component (GO): nucleus
Source: RefSeq, a predicted model, not a curated record
AUGGAUCCAGUCUCCGACUCAGAUGGCGAGAAUUCGCUUCCUUUGUUGUCGGUAGACGCCAUCGACACGAGCCUGCUACGGCGGGUGUUUGGGUUCUUGUCCAGUGAGACCAAACAACGCUUGAGAGGAGAAGCUGGCGGGACGCCUUUUGAGGAGGUUUACGAUUCGCUUUGCCAGUAUCCUCCGUCGCUGCCUGAACGGAUUGUGGUUCAGAGUUCGUCGCCUCAGAAGGAGCAGGAACAGGAACAUCUGAUCAUGGAGCUUCCUGCGUUACCUACGGUUCAUGAGCAGCAUCAAGAGAGCUCUGCUGGCAUACUAAACAGCCCUGGUGCUUAUGGAGGGCAAAGAUCGCUACGAAAAAGGACGUUUGCAAGUCGUCAUCCGUAUAUUGCCGACCAGGCUGACUACUUGGGCAUUUGCACUAUAGACAGCAUCAACGAGAUGUUUUCCGACCAUGAUGACUUGGUUAGCGUGGCCAGGGUGCUCAACCAGCUAUAUCUCAAGAGAAAGAAACGGUACCCAGACGAAGAACGGUAUAAGGCUCGGAAUUUCUAUGCUCACCUUGGUAAAUCCAAAGCCAUGGCUCUCGCAGGCGAUCCAGAUGCUGAAACCAUGGAUAUUCAAGACGAUCCUCUGUCUUCACAGCUUAAUUACGUUCCUGAAAAUAAUUCAGACGACGAGGAACAAGACCUUAUUCCUUACGAAGGUCUGGAACAGCAUAGAGCUCCACCAAAGGUAUACGACCUGGCGAGCAACACCGAGGAGGAGUAUGAAAGUGGAGAUGAAGACUACAGCAUUCAAGAGACGUUUAAACGGCCAUUGGAAGACGCAACUUCUAAUUUGAAGGUCUACAGACUGAGAAAGAAAGCAAAGCGCCAGGAACAGCCCAGGAAGGGUCUUGCUGUACGCAAAAUGGGUUCUUCUGCCUCGAAAAGGAACCUUGCACAAGAGUUCGAACAGUUUGUGGACCUUGGUGAAACAGCAGAGGAAUACACUCCUAACUACCCUUCAUACUUCCAGCCUCAGAUCACAUCGUUUCAGCUGGAUUUAUCUGAAAUGAUACGCUCUGAAAGUUCAUCUGACUAUAAUAGCGACUCUGAUACCGACCUUUUCUCAGAUUCUGGCAUCGCUGAUACAACCAAAAGCUCAGAUGUCAUUGAACCACCACAAACCUAUCUCGAUGAUUACGCUCUAGAUGGAGCUGCCGAAGAGGCCGACCAUAUUAAUCACUUAUUUGCAUCUGGUAAAAGGGCCAAGUCCCGGAAGACCAAACCUACACAAUCACGGCAUAAUAUUCAAGCACCUCGACAACGUAAAGCCACUAACGCUGGUAGCCUGUCACAUCCUCGUCAACGAAAGUCAGCAUCAACUGGAAUUACAAGACCUCGUACUGCUCGUCCACGAGGCUCGAGCUAUGGAAGGCUCAACACGAGAAAACUUUCCAAGCCUCUUACACAGACCAACCGAACUAAUUCGCUGAGGCCAUCAAAGCAAUAUUCUAAGCAAGGCGAGCUGGCAACUAGAAAGAAUCAAAAGCAAAGCGUCUUAAGCGUGGAUGUCGAUUCAGAAUCAGACAAGGAAAACAAUAAAGAGAACGGCAAAACGAAGCCAAAACAGAAGCAGAGUACUUUCAGGAACAAGAACUUCUUGGCUACCACAACAUUUCAAGUGGAAAGCUCUACAAGAUUUGUCAAAGAACAUCCUGCUGGCUUUGCAAUUUCACCAGCAUUCUUCAAUCCUUCGAAAGCUAGCCUUUUCUCAGAUAACCUUUCUGCAUCAUCGACGUCAAUCUUAGCCUAUUCUGAAGUGAAACGUAUCCAUUCUAUUGGUGAUGGAUUCAUAUUCUUUCCACACCAGGACACAGUAUCGUUCAUGUUACUUGGAAAAAGCUAUGUGUUUGGACUUUUCCAGCAAGAGCUGUCUUCAAGCAACUUGCUUCGCCUUCUCUCGCACUUACGGAAACUCAUGAGCCUGGUCAGAGUUCAACUUGAAAGAAGUAUUCGCGAUGAAAUCAAAGAAGCCAUACGGGGAUUGAUCAAAUGGUUGUUGAUUCUUCGCCAACCGAUUCCAAAGCAAUCGUGGCAUAUGUUGAACCUGAUUCUUGAUGAUUUCACUAAGCUUCAGACGAAAGAAGUACGGAAGCAUCAGACUUAUUUCUACGCUCAAAUGCUUCUCACUUACUACGUUGGUUACAAGCUAGAAGCUAGUAUUCCAAAUACGAGUCAUGGGCAUCUUUAUUCUGAGCUUGAGAAGUUCUCCACAGAUUUCUGGUCGAUUUUGUUCCGAACAUACGACUCAACAGAUCUAGCUGCAACCUUCACCAGUGAAAGCCCCAAUGAAUUAUCGGAAUGUCUUUCCACGAUGUACUUCAUAUUCAGCAACCAUAAAGACAUCUGGUGGCCUACGGUGGUUGAAGCUUUGCAGGAUUUGAACCCGAUCAUGGAUUCCAGCUUUGAAACAAUGAACACCACAUAUGCAUUAGCCUCAAUGUGUCCCAUGAAUAGGUACAAUUGGGCUCCAUUCAUUACUAUACUCAACAGUUUCCAGUCCUCAUCGAGCGCUGAAGACCACCAUAAUUUCAUCGAUGUUUGCGAGCUAGCACACAAGAAUCUCAACUGGCCUUUAGAUGAGAAAUUGGUUCUUACGUUGUAUUCGUCUUUUGCGAAAAGAAAGUUCACCAAUUUUGAUAACGAGACAUCUGUGCCUACUUCCAUAGGAGUGACAAUGUCGAGACAUGACAUUCCUGAUGAUACAGUGUUUGAAAGGUUCUUGGGUUUUGUUCAUUCCUACAUUUCUGAAUUAACUGAAAGGAAAGAAGUUAAGCGGUUGGUUACUAAACUCGUGGCAUCAAGUCAGUACCAUUAUCAAAAGGGAAGAAAGUAUCAGAUCAUGUUCAUCAAUAGGCUCAAUUUGAUCUUGCUUUUAUUUCAGAUCUCAGAUGUUGAAUUGAGAAGUCCGUUUUCAAGCCUUAUCGACCAGAUCAUCAAGUUCAAGGAUAUGUUUAUUUAUUCGAGAGCUGUCGAUGCUUUCAACACAUUCGUUGAAGUUUCCGAAAGAAAAAAUCUUGAAAUACCCAUAGCUGCGUUUCAGGCCAUGUUACAUUCCUUCUGCGCUUCAUACGAUAGACUCCAAGGAAUGCCCUCACUUCUUGCAAAGUUAAUCGAUUGUGGUCUACGGGUAAUUGACAUAUCGAAGACUCCCCAGUCUUUAAGGUUCUUUAAAGCUAUUGAUCUUGCUGCUAUACCAGAUCGCUUACGUGGCCGUGUCUUGGAUCUGUUUCUUUCGUUUGCAGAGCUUUUAAGGGUUCAUAAAGAGUAUGCAUUGGCAUCAUCCGAUCUUAUAGACUCACUUACGAAAUCUGUGGUUUCUUUCUUAAGUACACAGAUGAACAGGCUACCUGUUUUGGAUGCCAGACAGGAUGCUUUAUUGGAAAAUCUUAUAGAGAAGGCCAUUCAAAUAUGGAUUCAGUUUGCUAAUGCCAAUGGAUCCCAAAAUUGGAACUUCAUGAUGUUACAAAAGUUCUCUUAUCUCGGGAACAAGGCCCUGCGUGAUCGAUUUGCAUUAUAUUUCUGUUGGGUUUACUUGAACCAAGGUGAAGUAUCACAUUCGGCGAUCUUUGAAAUGGAUAAGCUUCUUUGCAGAGCUCUCAUUUCAAGCAACUUGUCCAAAUACAGUUCCUUGUUGUUCCAAUCGUUGAAUAAAGUACGUGGAUCGCUCAUGUCUUGUCGAAAGAUUCCUGCUCAAUCGCUGGUCCUGGCUCAGGCUCACAAGUUCCAGAUUUUAACUAGCGUCAUACAAAAAGUUUCAGUUACUAGUUCGAUGGUUCCAAGCGAAAAGACGUUGAUGAUAGCAGAUAUGGUUAAGGAGCUCGAGAUUGAGUUCAACACCAACUACGACAAUCCCCACAUCACAGAGUUUCUUAGGCGCAUGAUCAACGUUAUGACUACGAGCUGUUUAUCGCUUCUAGAGGACGUCGAGGAGUUCUGGAGUAUUUCUGAAAAGCUUGGUUUCCCAAGUAAAAGAAUGCAAUCGUUGUGGGCCGAGGCUACAAAUGAAGAGCGUAUACUGUUGCUCAAUAUUGAGUUCGUGAAUGCCCUUAAAUUCGAGAAAGACUAUGCUGAAACAUUCAACAAAUGGAUCAAUCCUAAGAACGCCCACAUCCUCUUUGCAUUACUAGAGAUAUACAUGGUGGCCGCUUCCAGGCACGAUCUCUACUGGGCUCAUGUGUCUUUCAUUAUCAGAUACAUCGAGUUUCGACUCACACAGUGCACGAUUGAUGUCGUCGACAGGCAGUACGCUAAGCUCUUGAACGUCAUUCGAUGCAUCCCAGCGGCAACCUUCGUGUCGGAAAAUAGCACCUACGUUAUGUAUCAGAUAGAGGCUCUUUCCAAAGCAACUGAAAUCAUGAUAGCCGCUGGUUAUAUCUACGAUGGGUACAGCGAACUUGAUGACCACCUUUUCUUUCGUGUUGAUAUGAUCCAUCACGAAAUGGCCGAGCCAAAAGCAGAACAAGCUUCCGAAGUUUUCACUGAUAUCCAACUCAAUCAAUUGAAAGGCAGCGAUGCUGGUCCGUACCUACCACCGUUCGAGCAUUCAGACGAGGAGUACUCCCAGGCGAUAGAAGCUCUCCUGGUAGUGUUAAAUGAAGCAAGACUACUAGUUCCGAAGAAGAUGGGAACUGAUCCAGAUGAUCCUCCUCUUGUUCCCGGCACGAAUCCGGGCGACCAGCUCUUCCAUGUCUUCAACACAGCUACAGAAGACGUUGACCUCACGUUUUAG